Molecule: messenger RNA, 2988 nt
Organism: Serpula lacrymans var. lacrymans S7.9
Lineage: Eukaryota; Fungi; Basidiomycota; Agaricomycetes; Boletales; Serpulaceae
Exons: 18
Coding region: 261-2840 (859 amino acids)
Biological process (GO): glucan catabolic process
Molecular function (GO): beta-glucosidase activity
Source: RefSeq, a predicted model, not a curated record
CAUGAAUAUGGUCAAGAAAACACAUUAUAACAUUAUACCUUUGAAUUCGGUUUGCAAGGGAAAGUCAAUUGCAGCAGAUAUAAUAGUGGAACGUGGUCACCUGAUUUGGCAUGGAUGAUGUUGAUCGAAGAGGUGAUCUAAGAUGCCCGCAUUCCGUUCCAAAUGUAUUACACGCAAAUUUGCCCUCCCCAAAUUCUUAUAAUAGGGCCUCCAAGUGGUGCAGUGGUCUUGCAUAGUCCCAUCGACAUCCUUCUGUCAGAAUGGUGUCUCUCAGGCUAUCGUCGCUGCUGUUGCUCCUGCCCUAUGUCUUGGCCUUGUCGUCCGAGUCCAGUUCCACACUUGCCUCGAGUCCCACAGCGACCUCAUCUGCCAGCACUAGCAGUUCUGUAGCCAGCAGCGCCAGUUCAAGUUCGAGCUCGGUUUCCUCAGCCACUUCCAGUUCUUCUGUAGCGACGACCUCGACCUCCGCAACUUCCUAUUUGGCCACCGAGACCGGCCCUCUGACCCUUCCCAUCUCCGAAUAUACCUUCAGCCCGUACCCGACGCCGACUCUUGCUCCGGAUCCCCCGGUCUUCCCGGUCACUGACCCAUUGUAUCCUCCUCCAGUCAGUCCAGACCCACAAAUCGUUCCCGACUUUGCACCAUCAUGGGCUACAGCAUAUGCAAAGGCGAAGGCUAUGAUUGCCGACUUCAGCGUAGAACAGAAAGUAAAUAUCUCGACAGGAGUUGGUUGGGAAGGUGGUUUAUGUGUCGGUAACACACCUGCAGUAGGCGACUUCCCGGGUCUUUGUCUCCAGGACUCACCGCUUGGUGUCCGUGAUACAGACCUCGUCACCUCAUUCCCACCUGGAAUCACCACUGCUUCAACAUGGAACCGUGCUUUAAUGCGCUUACGAGGCUUGUCUAUGGGACAGGAACACAAGGGCAAGGGUGUCAAUGUUGCCCUUGGUCCUAUGAUGAAUAUGGGUCGCAUUGCACAAGGUGGCCGUAACUGGGAAGGGUUUGGUGCAGACCCGUUCUUAUCCGGCGAAGUGGCGUACGAAACCAUCUUGGGUAUGCAAGCCGGAGGCGUUCAGGCUACAGCAAAGCACUACAUCAACAACGAACAAGAAUGGAAGCGUACUCAAGAGUCAUCAAACGUUGACGACCGAACUGAGCACGAGAUUUACUCCCAUCCAUUCAUGCGUGCCGUCAUGGCUGGUGUUUCAUCUGUCAUGUGCAGUUAUAACUUGAUCAACGACACCUACGCCUGCAACAACAACAAAACCAUUAAUGACAUGUUAAAGCGCGAAUUUGGUUUUCAAGGAUAUGUUCAGUCGGACUGGUCUGCAACUAUGGCAACUCUGUCUGCCGUCGCAGGAUUGGAUAUGACUAUGCCCGGUGAUAUCGAAUUUGGUUCUGGGACUUCUUACUUUGGUGGAAACCUCACUGCAUUCGUCAUGAAUGACACCAUCUCAAUGUCCCGUCUCGACGACAUGGCCACGCGCGUUGUUGCUGCAUGGUACUAUAUGCACCAAGAUGAAAAUUACCCUCCUGUCACUCUUAAUGCAUUCAACGCAUACGAUCCAAUUAAUCAGGAAGUGAACGUGCAGAGCGACCACUACCAGGUCGUUCGAGAAAUCGGGGCUGCAGGAACGGUUCUGUUGAAGAACGUAAAUGGGGCUUUGCCUCUGGACAAGCCUAAAAGUCUUAUUAUGGUCGGAAGUGACGCGGCCCCACCGACCACUGGACCGAACGAGUAUGUUGAUCAAGGUGGUGAUCCUUCCGGUAUCCUUGCUAUGGGCUGGGGUUCUGGAUCCGACAACUUUACCUACCUUAUAUCUCCCUAUGAAGCGAUCCAACAGCGCGCCAGAUUAGAUCAAACUAGCGUCUUCUGGGACUUCGACGACUGGAACCUUGACCAAGCCGGAAACCUGGUCAUUGAUAUGGAAGUGGCGAUUGUCUUCGUCAAUUCUGAUUCGGGUGAAGGUUACAUCACAGUUGAUGGUAAUGCUGGUGACAGGAAGAAUUUGACGGCGUGGCAUCAAGGAGACCAACUGAUCCUGGCUGUUGCCGCUCAGAACAAUAACACUAUAGUUGUGACCAACAGCGUUGGUCCCCUUAUUCUGGAGCCUUGGGUGGAGCACCCUAAUUUCACUGCUAUUGUUUGGGCUAAUCUCGGUGGUAACGAAGCGGGUAAUGCCGUUAUGGACAUCUUGUAUGGCAACUGGAAUCCAUCUGGAAAACUUCCUUAUACCAUUGCAAAGCGUCCCGAGGACUACCCCGCUCAGCUUGUGACUGGCGGUACUGCGGCGGAUAUUUUGUCUAUCAAUUACACUGAAGGCCUGUUCAUUGAUUAUCGAUGGUUUGACGCUCAAAAUAUCACUCCUCGCUACGAGUUUGGCUUCGGUCUCAGUUACACUACGUUCGAGUACUCUGACUUGGCUAUAACCGCUGUCAACCCUCCAGACUAUGCACAGAUGGAUUUAAUCCAGAACUGGGAGAACGGAGGAGCUACUCCCAUUGCAGAAGGCUCUACUACUGCUCUCUGGCUCCAUAUACCUGCCUACAGAGUUACUUUCAACGUGCAGAACACUGGAUCUGUAUAUGGGGGAGAGAUUCCUCAAUUGUACAUGCACUUCCCUGCAUCAUCCGGAGAGCCUCCAAACGUGCUCAAGGGUUUCACGAACGUCGAGGUUUCCCCAGGUCAAACUACCCCUGUGUCAAUCACAUUCUCUCGUCACGAUCUGUCAGUUUGGGAUGUUGUAGCACAAGGAUGGCGUAAGCCGGAGGGAACCAUAACCUUCUCCGUUGGCGCGAGUAGCAGGGAUUUCAGGCUCAACGGGACUAUUCCCGCUUGAUAGCCCCUUUCCUCGUUCUAUCACGUUCUUCGGAAUAUGAAGGACGCAAUAGACUACAGUGCUUUGCUACGAUAAAAGAUAGACGCAGGACUUUGGACCAUUUACGAUCACGUAGCUUCAGGAAAAAUGAAGGAGUGUUCCACGGUUU